AUGUCGACCGCAAACGAAAAUAGGGAUCAUAGCGAUGGAGAUUCGAGUUUCGAAGGUUUUAUGGAAAGCGAUAUUCUAGGUGAUGUUUCUGAUACUGAUGUAGGAGAUAUAUCGGUGAGUGAUAUAGAAUCUAGCGACGAUGAAGUGUCUGACGAUGACAUGAAUUGGACCGAUCGGUUUGACAACAAUUUUGAUGUAAACGAUUUUCUUGAAGAGACCGGACCGCAACUUCCACCUGAGUUUGAUGUACACACGGCUUCGCCGUUGGAUUACUUCUACCUAUUGUUCCCAGUGACAUUAUUGAUUGAUAUUGUUGGCCAUACAAAUAAUUAUGCAAUGUGGAAAAUGGAACAAUCAGGCGAAAAUGACCCCAAAUGGACUGGCACCACACUUGAGGAAAUGGCGGCAUACAUUGGGCUGAAUAUUUUUAUGGGCAUCGACUCGAAACCGCACUAUAACAUGUACUUGUCAAUGGAUGACUUCAAUGGAAAUGCUUGUUUUAAAAAGACAAUGACUUGCAAUCAGUAUGAAAAAAUCACUCAGUAUUUUCAUGUGGCUGAUCGCCAAUCUGAGCCUGGCCGUGGAUCACCCAAUUAUGAUCGCCUCUUCAAAAUUCAACCCAUCAUGAAUGUUGUGAAGGACACCUUCUACAGAUUCUUCAAACCAAACAGGGAGUUAGCAAUUGACGAAGGUAUGAUAAAAUUUGCAGGAAGGAACUCCAUAAAACAAUAUAUGCCAGCUAAACCUGUGAAACGUGGUGUGAAGGUUUGGAUGAGAUGUGAUUCCAAAACUGCAUAUCUAACCAAAUUCAAUUUCUACUUGGGAAAAUCGGACAAACAGAAGUACUAA
Gigantopelta aegis is the source of this 849-nucleotide messenger RNA. RefSeq names its product piggyBac transposable element-derived protein 4-like. Bases 1 to 849 code for a protein of 282 amino acids. NCBI's taxonomy places the organism in Eukaryota, Metazoa, Mollusca, Gastropoda, Neomphalida, Peltospiridae. The record is from RefSeq and is a predicted model, not a curated record. The transcript has a single exon.